Phycodurus eques (leafy seadragon) is the source of this 1255-nucleotide messenger RNA. RefSeq names its product 3-hydroxyacyl-CoA dehydratase 1 (gene hacd1). Gene Ontology annotation, molecular function: 3-hydroxyacyl-CoA dehydratase activity. Bases 60 to 794 code for a protein of 244 amino acids. The transcript has 7 exons. NCBI's taxonomy places the organism in Eukaryota, Metazoa, Chordata, Actinopteri, Syngnathiformes, Syngnathidae. The record is from RefSeq and is a predicted model, not a curated record. Gene Ontology annotation, biological process: sphingolipid biosynthetic process; fatty acid elongation; very long-chain fatty acid biosynthetic process. Gene Ontology annotation, cellular component: endoplasmic reticulum membrane.
UUCCCAGAGCCCCGAGGCACCCGCCCCCGGCACCACUCCACCCCUGCCCGGGCACCAGCAUGGCGUCCAGCGACGAGGACGGCGUCGCGGCGUCGGACGAGAAGGAAAACAACAACAAGAAAGGCGUCAAAGGCACUGUGGCCACCGCGUGGCUCACCUUCUACAACAUCGCCAUGACGGCCGGGUGGUUGGUCCUGGCCAUGGCGAUGAUGCGCUUCUACAUGCAGAAAGGCACACACAAGGGCCUGUACAGAAGUAUAGCCAGGACCCUCAAGUUCUUCCAGACUUUUGCUUUAGUCGAGGUGGGACACUGCGCCAUCGGCCUGGUUAGGACAUCGGUGAUCGUCACCGGGGUGCAAGUGAGCUCGCGCAUCUUCAUGGUGUGGUUCGUCACCAACAGCAUCAGACAGAUCCAGAACGAAGAGAGCGUGGUCCUCUUUCUGGUGGUGUGGACCCUGACGGAGAUCACCAGAUAUUCCUACUACACCUUCAACCUGCUCCACCACCUGCCGUACUUCAUCAAAUGGGCCAGAUACACCCUGUUCAUCGUGCUGUACCCGCUGGGCGUGGUGGGCGAGCUGCUGACUAUCCACUCGGCGCUGCCGUUCGUGCGCCGCUCGGGCAUGUACUCCAUGAGGCUCCCCAAUAAGUACAACGUGUCCUUCGACUACUACUACUGUCUGGUGGUCAUCAUGCUAUCUUACAUCCCCUUGUUCCCUCAGCUCUUCUUCCACAUGCUGCGGCAGAGGAGGAGGGUGCUCCAUGGCGAGGUCAUCGUGGAGAAGGACGACUAGUCGGAACCAGCCUGAUCGUCGUCAUCAUCAGCUGCCAACGCCACACAUCUGACAAAAGCGCGGGAGGAUGCGGAAUUGCUUACGUUUACUAUCUGUGCGCUGCGCAGAAGACGGCAGCCUUAAAGAGACGUGGAGGAGGAACUGAUUGUAUCAGUGUCCCAGCUAAUUGAGAAGAAAACAGGAAAGCUAAAAAUAAAACAAAACAAUAAAUCUCCAUGUAGACAACACUUUUUGUGGAUGUUUGUUUGAGGGAAAACAACAUUUUGUCUGCAUUCUUUGACGAUGUUUACCUGUAAGUAUGUGUGUAUGUUUGCUACUUCGAUUCCCUCCAAACAAAAAGGUGCUAUCGUGAGACCGUUGAUUGAUGUUCAAUCAACUUGUGCUAAAAGGAGCAAGAGGCUUCAAUUUAAAGAAGCAGGGGUGGAAAAGGAAUGUGAAAUCGUGCAAAAAUCAAUAAACAA